UUGAAGGUCGCGAAUUUUCUCUGCAUUUCAUUGAAUUGAAAACUGUCGGAUAUCAGGCCAGUGUAAAUAUCUGCAAGUCACGCCGCUUUAUGCUUGAGAAAACCCUUUGUUAUGGCACCCGCGGAGGAACCGAAAGUACACUUUUCGUGAAAAGGAAUGAACGUUUUUUUAGUUUUUAAGCGUUUGACAUAUCUCUCAGCUGUGCUUUAGUCGAUUUCUCGUGAAGUUUGAUUGUUGUAGGAAAACGACCGUAGACCUCUUCUUAGUAAAGCCGUGCCGUGUACAUUUGAACGUGGUUUUCUUCUGAGUGUUUCGUCUGCUUAAUCUGGAUGAGAAAAGGAACUUUUUGCGAAGUUUCUAAUCAAAUAAUUGAACAACAUCCGUGAAAAGAUGUCCACUGACAAUAGCGCUCCAACUGCUCCCGGCGAGGGAAUUUCAGCUGCUUCGGUCGCAGCGGCUUCUUUCUCCUCGGAUUCUUCGUCUCAAUCAUUGAAUUCACAAGAAAAUGUUCUGCAAUGUUCUGAAUCAUUGGUGUCUUCAGGGCCAUCAGAUGAUAGUCAAACAGAUUCUCAAGCAAUCUCCCUGGGUGGGAGUGUGUCAGUAGCCAUCCAAUUACCAGCAAAAGUUGGCAAUGAAGUUGGAUCAGAUGCGUCAACUUCUGAUAGUGGUCUCGGCAAAGAUGCCUGUGAUACAGAGGGGAGAGUUACUGCUCCAACGCUGCCUUUUGUGCCCCAGCCACAUCUUACUGACAAGUUGCCAGUUCCAGCAUCAAAUGGUUUACAUUGCUCUCCUGGAUUCCUAGCAGCUAGCAACCUUUCUCAGUUGGCAGAAUUAGCUGCUAAUAAAUCUGCUAUGCAUCAGACUCCAUCAAACACCACCCAGCUAUCUGCACAACCCAUUCAACCACACUUCGUUGGAAACCAAACCAGAUUUGUCCUUCCUGGUCAGGGAAUACCUCCCCCUAUCAUUGGGACAUACCCCUCAGGAACUUUGAUGCAGGUGCCAGGACAAUAUCAGGGAUUUCCCCCUGUUCCUCCCCAAGUGCCUCCACCAUUUAUUAAAGGGUCCAACAUUCAGCUUACUACUGGUGAUGUAAAGAGAGUUGAAGACCUUUCCACUGAAGAUUUCAUUCACAGCAUCAGACAAAGUCCUGAACUUAAGCUAGAGACAAGCACUGUUGUAAAAAUUGAAGAUGGAACAGAACUUGGAAGCACUCAUAUUACUUUCACCAUCAACAGCUCUAAAAUACAGGUGACUCUAAACUGUCCUAUAGAGCAUCCCUUUUUUGUAUAUGGUCAAGGGUGGACAUCAAGCAGUCCAGAACAGUCCUCAACCAAGUACAACCUUAACUGCCAGCAGUUGAAAGUUGGUGAUGUGUGUAUUUUUCUCUCUGCAUCCAAUGCCCCCAGUAUCCCCAGUGGGCUGGGAUUGACAAGUUCACCAGCUGUGCAAGUGAGUGGAGCUGGUUCUACUCUGACAUAUUCUGCUUCAGGAGUCUUGUCAAGUGCAGUGAAGUCUCCAUCUGUGAGUAGCAAUGCAGGACAAACCGUGACUUCAGUGUCAGCAUCAUAUGCCCAGACAUUGCCUGGAAUUGUUACCUUACCAGGAAAUAUACCUGGUGUUGUUGUUACUUCUUCAAUGCCACCUGGCAUUCCUGCAGUGUACCCAGGAAGUUUUCCCCCACCCCAAAAUAUUGGCCAGGGGAAAGUUGCUGGGCAGAGUGGAACUGACAGGCCAUCUGUUCCACAGCCAGUACAGGGGUUCACACCUGAUGGAAAACCAUCAGAUCCUCCACAUUCCACUACAGCAGUGCCUGGAGGUUUUCCUUUGUCUGGAGCACCUUUUUAUCAGCCACUUACAGGAACAUUCAUGACAGCCAUGCCUCCAGGACAAACAUUUGUGCAAGGAACUGUUAUGCCGCAGGGUUCUGUGGGAAAUGGGCUGCUUGUUGCCGCAGUUGGUUUUGUGCCAGGGAGACCACCGGCACCAUUUGUUCAACCUGGAAUGCUCUAUGGCUCCACACCAAUGGAAAUGUUACAAAAGGGAGGUGACAGCAAACCAGAAGAAUAUUCACAUAAGGGAAGGACUGACUCACAAACUGAAUUGUCACAACCUGAAGCCAAGAGGGCAAAAGGAGAAACAGAAGUAAAAUAGACUUUUAAUUUGUGAGUGUUUUUAUAGAUAAGAGAAAAUCAAGGGAACUGAAAAAGAGAUAUUGUUAUAUAAAUGUAUAUUAUAUCUAUAUAUAUGAGAAAAAUGUCUUUUAACUUUUAUUUAUUUGUAGGUUAGGCAAACAUCUGAAGUUGUCAUUAGUCAUGUACCAAUUAAGAGCAAGGAUAGUAACAUUUGUGUUUGCUCAACAAACAGGUGUCCCAAAUCAAAUCUCUUAAACAUAGCGUUCAUUGUUGCUGUAAACACCAAUUCCCUGUUAAAGUUUGAAAUAGCUUUUUGGCAAAAUUGAUGCAGUUCAAAAAGACAAUAGGAUAAACACAAUCAUAGUUACUUAUAAAGCGUCAUAUUGGAAAAACAAAACACAACAUAGUUUAAAACUUUACUCCAAUCUUGCUGUGGUCAUUUGUAUUUAAAAAAAAGAGAGAAUUUUUUUAAUUGGGUAAUGUUAUUUUACUGUUAUGCUAGAUACUAUUUUGUAGACAAAAGUUAGACCUCAAGGUGAAGAUGUUGGGCUAUUCCAAAAGAAGUGUUUGUCAACACUCAAUUGUUAAAUUUUCAUUACAAAGUAGCAGAAACUGUCUCGGACUGGUGCAAUAUUUAUAACUUCUUCAAGCAAGGAACCCUACGAAGCUACUAUGGCUGGUUUAGCUAGUAACAAUCGGUGAUGUGACUAUUUGUAAUGAACUAGUGACUAUUACUAAAUAAUUUAAGUUUGAAACAUUAUACUAAAAGGGGAUAGUAGCCUGGCUGAACUACCUACAUCAAGUUAUGGAGACUAAAUUAUUGAGAACUUGAUUGUGCUGGUCAAGGAGAUAUUGUGUCCCCUCGAUCCCAUCUGGAAAUUCCACUUUUCCAUUUUUUUUUACUUUUUUUGUUCAACACCUCUCCCUCCCUCCUCCCUUGAGAUAUACCAGGUACAAUGUUUAGGUUUGAUGGAAUUAUUGGGAAUUCUGAGUUAUAUCUAUCCAAAGCACAAUUUGAAAGAGUUUCAUCUUACCAAUAUGAAGCAAAGUUAGUUCAAUUUUUAAUAACACUGAUGUAUGGUGGGAUGCAAGCACUGUGAUCUCUAGCAAGGGACCAAUUCAAGCUCAAAUCAAUGUUAAUAGAUCUAUCAAAGCUGUGCUUUUAAAAAGAUCAUUGGGUGUCUGAAGGCUCAUCUGUUUGCAACUUGAGUGUCUUGCUUUCAAAUGCUGUCAUACAGGCAAAGUUAGGAAGGUCACCCCAGGACUCAAGUUGGUGGCCUGUGGCUCUUUGGCUCCGCUGGAGCACUUCUUUGAUAAAAAAAAAAAAAAAAUUAUGGGAAAUGCAAGCUACAAAUCAUGACUGAGAUUGCUUUUUGAAUCCAAUUGUUUGCGAGUGCAACAAGUUUUCCAGACCAGAGAUAGGAACAGCCAAACCAGAGAAACACCAGACAACAUGCAUUAAUCACACAUUGAAAUUUUCACUGUUAAUUUAUUUAUUUUAAGAUAACUGUUUAUGAAACGGUUUUAAAACAGUAAUUGAUUACUAAGUAAUUAAUUUACCAAUGGUAAUCGUUUGAUAAGAUUUUGUAACAUUGGGUUUUGUAAUUGCAUUUGCGAGAAUGAAAAUAUGUUGUGAUUAACUUAUUUCUUGUAAUCAUGUUUUUGCAGCAAUGUGUGUUGAAAUUUUUAAGACCAAAAAAUUAUGUUAACUUCUGCUCUCAAACAGAAUUUAUUUCUUUCUUGUGGAAAAACAAGUACAACACAACAGUAGCAGUUGACACAAGCACUAUUUUAGGUCUGUUUCCUCAAAGUGAGACCAAGGCACACAAGUAUUAGCUUUGUCCUAAACUUAUUACACUAAAAUGUAGUAAAGCUUCUUUUAUGUAACGUUUUUUGAGUGCUAAUAUUAAAUACAUACAAGUCAUAUUUUUUACAAUAGUGUUAACAUUGUCCAAGACUUGAUAGUUUGUAAUUUUGAUUUAGUGUCAAGGGUCAUUAUAUUUUUCAAUGUUAUGGCGAUGCAGCUUAGUUGGUUGCUCAACAUGUAUGAAACAAGCCAAAUCAAAUGCAACUUGCACUAUAAUUUCCAGAUGUAUUUUCUCACUGUGUGUUUGAAUGUUUAUAAUAAAUCUUUAGGGCACUAGGACUUAGGUACCAUGAUUGAUUUGUGGUGCAAGUAAAAGUUGUGACAAAUUGUUGUUCAAAUUGACUGCACUUGUGAAAUUUAUCAGGUCUAGAUAACAUACCUCUUUGAAUUUUCUCCAGUACCUUUCUGGUGCAAUUUCUUAGCCUAAAAUUAUUUCUACUCUACAAAUGUUGAACAACUGAAGGGGAAACAUCUUAAGGCUUGAUUUCUGCCAAUUCCACACCACUCCAUUGGAGGUCUCCCUGAGAAGGAGGAAUGCAGAGUCAUCUUUAAUCUUUAGUAGAGGUGCUCCCAAACAGUAAGAAGUAUACUAGGAGGCAUAUGUUCAAACUAAAAUUUAAAUUUACAAUAAUAAAUUACGAUUGAAUUUAAGAACAAUCUAACCUAAUUAGUAAUAGGACUAAAUUGAUAAAUUAAUUUUAAAUUUACACUAAAAACUGAUUUACAUGUACGUAAUUAAACUAACCAUCUAAUUAGCAAACCCUUAAAUAGUAAAUUAUUAAGAGAAAGUGAAGAAAUAAGUGAAUGAUGAAUUAGUAAAUAUAUAGCUAAAUAAUCAAGGAAAUAAAAAGUACAUACUUUAAGUAAAAUUAUGCCAAAUAUCUAAUAGUGGGUGGGCAAAAUUUCUGAUCUAAGAACAUAGAUGCUCUGCAAUGGUAAAGUACAUAGGGAUAGUUUGUUCCAUGAUACUACAAUAGAAUUUGGAGAAAAAGAAAAUUUGUAGACAUUACAGUUGCAUUGAAUCUGGUGAUAAGGAGUACAAUUUGGGAACCAAGAUGUCCUGUCCAGAGGGAAAACCUCAGGAGGAAGCUGGAUCUUGUAGGCAUUCCCUAAACUGAGGCCGACAAACUCAACCAGUUCAAAAUUGGUUUUUUCUAAAGGAGUCUAGAGCUAAACGCAAUGUGAGGAUUGCAGUAAAUCAGAUAUGUGAGCACUAGGGAACGGACCAAUCAGAGAGCAUGCCCAAGAGGGUCAAUUUUGGCAAGCUGUGCAGCAAUUUUUCAUGCUAAAAGUGGUGCAAUAAAAAAAAAAA
This is a messenger RNA of Stylophora pistillata, 5314 nucleotides long. RefSeq lists its product as uncharacterized. NCBI's taxonomy places the organism in Eukaryota, Metazoa, Cnidaria, Anthozoa, Scleractinia, Pocilloporidae. Gene Ontology annotation, molecular function: protein binding; RNA binding. Gene Ontology annotation, biological process: regulation of DNA-templated transcription. The record is from RefSeq and is a predicted model, not a curated record.